Molecule: messenger RNA, 770 nt
Organism: Sitodiplosis mosellana (orange wheat blossom midge)
Lineage: Eukaryota; Metazoa; Arthropoda; Insecta; Diptera; Cecidomyiidae
Product: protein FAM32A-like
Exons: 2
Coding region: 1-330 (109 amino acids)
Cellular component (GO): nucleolus
Source: RefSeq, a predicted model, not a curated record
AUGUCUGACGAAUACGAGCAUGUUGCUCGCAGUAAGCUAAAGCUUAAGACCGACUCGAAAAAAAUCAACAAAAAGAAAAAGAAGAAGGAUAAAAAGGAACGCGAAAAAUUGGAACGAGAACUCGAAGAGAGACAACACUUACCACAAGCACCUGUACGACAAAUGACCAAGGCUGAACUCUCGUUCAAGAAAAUGCAAGAGAAAAUGCAAGAGAAACGAAUCAUGGAGAAGGCAACGCUAACACACAAACAACGGGUCGAGAAAUUCAACGAACAUUUGGACAACCUCACAGAACAUUUCGAUAUACCGAAAGUCUCAUGGACAAAAUAGAUCGUCGACUGUUUUAUAUACAAAUUAUGUUUGCGUUUAAGUAUCAGGAUUCUGCCUCGUAAUUUAAGAAUGUAUCAAAAUCAAUCAUUUUUGAGUUGUGUAUCUAAAACCAAAUAGGUCUCCUUCUCGUUUGAGAGUCAAUCUGUGUGAAAUUUUUUUUGGAUUCAACGAGGCCAGUAGGCACUCUUAUCUUAUCUUGUCAAUAAAUAAAGGGAAAAAAAGAGAAAAAAAAUAUUGUGUUGGUUUAUCAGAUGUUGCGUGAACUUGAAUUCUCUUUGAAAAUUUUUAUUGUUCAAUGUAUUUGAAACUAUUGAGGCAAUUUUUCUGUUCAACUCAAUGAAUUUUAAGUGUGUUUUGAGCAAUCAACUUCAAUCCCACACGAAUUUUCACACAUUCGACUCAUUCAUUCAUAAAUAACUGCAGAUUUUACCUAUAAAUAA